AUGGUGCAGAUUCCUAUCAUCCUAUUUAUAUGUGCGUGUGUAAGUACGUUUGUUCUUUCUCUCUCUCUCUCUCUCUCUCUCUCUCUCUCACUAUACAUGUACUCUUGUUCGUACUUUCCCUCUCACUCAGUAUCUCCUUGUCUCAUUUUAUCUGUGUAUUCGUCUUCUUUCUCAUUCUCUCUCUCUCUCUCUCUCUCUUUGUGCCUGUGUGUAUAUGUAUGUAUGUAUGUAUUAUUGCGUUCCUUCUUUCUCUCUCAUUCUCUCUCAUUAUGUGUGCGCCGGUUCUUUCUUUCGCCCUCAGUAUCUCUUUCAUUUUGUCUGUGUGUACGCCUUCUUUCUUUCUUCCAUUUUUUCUUUCUUUUUUUAUGUCUGUCUUUUUUCCUUAUUCUCUCUAUUUGUCUGUGUGUAUGUAUGUAUGUAUAUGUAUGUGUUCCUUCUUUCUUUCUUUCUUUCUUUCUUUCUUUCUUUCUUUCUUUUCUUUCUUUCUUUCUCACUCUCUCUCAUUCUCUCCCAAUAAGUGAGUGCCUGUUCUUUCUUUUCCCCCUCUUUGUAUGUUUCUCUCAUUUUGUCUGUGUACAAAGAUUUUUCUUUCUUUCUCUCUGUUAG
Messenger RNA from Acanthosepion pharaonis, 606 nucleotides. The record is from the annotation of a GenBank genome assembly. NCBI's taxonomy places the organism in Eukaryota, Metazoa, Mollusca, Cephalopoda, Sepiida, Sepiidae.